Molecule: messenger RNA, 2028 nt
Organism: Trichoderma harzianum CBS 226.95
Lineage: Eukaryota; Fungi; Ascomycota; Sordariomycetes; Hypocreales; Hypocreaceae
Exons: 2
Coding region: 46-1899 (617 amino acids)
Source: RefSeq, a predicted model, not a curated record
GGUUGGACUAGCAUUGUCUCCCCCAGACUUUUUGAUAUCGGGAGGAUGGGCGAUCUAGUCUCUGAAGCCGGUCCACGUGCUUACAGCUACACUCCCUUGCCCGACAGGACGAUUAGGGUAUUGACGCUAUUCGGUGGGAAUCCCGAGGACCCGCUAAGGGGAUCUCUCGAGUCUGUUGUCGUUGACGAUGCCGGUGUCUAUGAGCCUCUCUCGUACGUCUGGGGCGACGGGAAUCUCACGCACGAGAUAUUUCUGCCCACUGCACGGCUCAGGCUUACAGCUAGUCUGUACAAUGCCUUGAGACGACUCAGAAGGCGGACGGGAUCACGACGCGUGUGGGCCGAUCAGAUUUGCAUUGAUCAGCUCAACAAGGAAGAGAGGUCGCAGCAGGUGCAGUUUAUGAACCAAAUUUACAGGAAUGGAAGCCAUGUGCAGGUUUGGCUUGGCCUUGAUGAGCAUAAUCUGGCGAAAAAGGCCUUUGACUUUGUACGAAGGCUAGCCGAGCUGCUCGUCAACAACAGUGAACAUGCCGCUCGUCAUGUAGACAAUUUGUCCGAACAAGCAGUCGAUUACUGGAUGCCUCUAAAACACAUAACAGCUCUCCCGUGGUUUCUACGCGGCUGGAUUGUUCAAGAGAUCGGUACCAGAGCUCCCGCAACCCUGCACUGGGGAGAAGCAGAAAUGCAAUGGAAAACACUGCAUGAGGUGUGCGAGGAGCUUGCAGAAUACCAUCAUAUAAGGGUAAAGUUCAAGGUGGCGACGUCAACCAUCAAAUAUCUCUAUCGCCGCUUCAUCGAACCCGAGGCCCCCAGUCGGCACGACAAUCGGUUUAGCUUCAUCUAUGAACUCCAUCGAGCAGGACACUUGCAGGUCACGGAUCCUCGGGAUCGGGUGUUUGCCAUGCUGGGUCACUACUCUAUUCGCAAGGGGAAGAACAGCAAAUUGAAGGAGAUGAAGGCGGACUACAUGAAAUCAGUCGAGGAAGUCUACAUCGACGUUGCUGUGAGGGCCCUGACCGGAGAUAAUGAAUCUCUUAUUACUCUGGGGGCUGUCCAGCACAUGAACCUCUUCUCCUCAACUGAAGCUUCACGGACGCAAGAGCGCAAACUGCCACUGCCAUCCUGGACACCGGACUGGCGGGCUCGUCAUGGACAUAUAAUGUCUGAACCUACUAGCCAGCACCGCGCUUGCGGCUCAAAGAAGCCGGAUCUUCACAUCAGCACAUCAAUCCCAGAGGUACUCAGUAUUCGUGGCAUCAGGAUCGACUCGAUCCAGAACUGCUCUGCUCCACUAGAAAAGGGAGCGUUUCACGAGAGGAAAACUGACCAAGGAAACACUAGGCGGGUCGCAAUCGAGUCUCUUUGGAUGGACAUCUGCGGCAACACAAACGGCUUCGGUCUCGACGAUAAAUACGUCGACAGCAAAGACAGCAGCUUCUUCGCCUACGUCCAGACACUGAGCAACGGCUGCAUGGCAAUUUACUGGCAAGAUCACGCCGCCGAGAGCUACAGCGCCAUCAGUCAUGAAGAAUGGCUUGGACAUAGCGCCGCGUAUCUCACCAGCGCGGUAGACAAGGCGAUCAUCUCCACCGAGCUGCAUCGCCUGGCCGAGAAAGGAGAUGCGCUGAAAUGGAGCCGUGCAGCAACUGGCGCCUCGAGCAAUCGAAGCUUUGCCCGAACGACCAGGGGAUACUACGUGAUGGGACCGCAACUCAUGGAGGAGGGCGACAUUAUUUGCGUGCUCUUUGGUGGGAAGAUGCCGUUUUGUCUGCGGCCCUGUCUGGACUCUCACCGUUAUUUACUUGUUGGAGAGUGUUAUAUACAUGGAUUCAUGAAUGGGGAGGCGAUAGAGAUGCUUGACGAGGGCAGAUUAUACGAUGAGAUGUUUGAAGUUGUUUGAUGGGACGUGACGUACCUAGUAUGAGUCUUUUAUCUCUGCGGUCAUCAAGCCUGAUAUUCUGUACAUUAUAUUCUUAUUACAUUUGUUGCCGACUCUAGCUAGAUCUAUGAAAGAAGCCAAGGAUAUCAC